AUGGCAGGACUGUUCUACAGCCUACACUACACUACAGCCUACACUACACUACAGCCUACACUACACUACAGCCUACACUACAGUGUACACUACAGCCUACACUACAGCGUACACUACAGCCUACACUACACUACGGACUACACUACACUACAGCCUACACUACACUACAGCCUAUACUACACUACAGCCUACACUACAGUGUACACUACAGCCUACACUACAGCGUACACUACAGCCUACACUACACUACAGACUACACUACACUACAGCCUACACUACACUACAGCCUAUACUACAGUGUACACUACAGCCUACACUACAGCGUACACUACAGCCUACACUACACUACAGCCUACACUACACUACAGCCUAUACUACACUACAGCCUACACUACAGUGUACACUACAGCCUACACUACAGCGUACACUACAGCCUACACUACACUACAGACUACACUACACUACAGCUGGCACUACAGCCUACACUACACUACAGCCUACACUACACUACAGCCUAUACUACACUACAGCCUACACUACACUACAGCCUACACUACACUACAGCCUACACUACAGCGUACACUACAGCCUACACUACACUACAGCCUACACUACACUACAGCCUAUACUACACUACAGCCUACACUACAGUGUACACUACAGCCUACACUACAGCGUACACUACAGCCUACACUACACUACAGACUACACUACACUACAGACUAUACUACACUACAGCCUACACUACACUACAGCCUACACUACAGUGUACACUACAGCUGGCACUACAGCCUACACUACAGCCUACACUACACUACAGACUACACUACACUACAGCUGGCACUACAGCCUACACUACACUACAGCCUACACUACACUACAGCCUACACUACACUACAGCCUACACUACAGUGUACACUACAGCCUACACUACAGCGUACACUACAGCCUACACUACACUACAGACUACACUACACUACAGACUACACUACACUACAGCCUACACUACAGUGUACACUACAGCCUACACUACACUACAGACUACACUACACUACAGCUGGCACUACAGCCUACACUACACUACAGCCUACACUACACUACAGCCUAUACUACACUACAGCCUAUACUACACUACAGCCUACACUACAGUGUACACUACAGCCUACACUACAGCGUACACUACAGCCUACACUACACUACAGACUACACUACACUACAGCCUACACUACACUACAGCAUAUACUACACUACAGCCUACACUACAGCGUACACUACAGCCUACACUACACUACAGACUACACUACACUACAGCCUACACUACACUACGGACUAUACUACACUACAGCCUACACUACAGUGUACACUACAGCUGGCACUACAGCCUACACUACAGCCUACACUACACUACAGACUACACUACACUACAGCUGGCACUACAGCCUACACUACACUACAGCCUACACUACACUACAGCCUAUACUACACUACAGCCUACACUACAGUGUACACUACAGCCUACACUACAGCGUACACUACAGCCUACACUACACUACAGACUACACUACACUACAGCUGGCACUACACUACAGCCUACACUACACUACAGCCUACACUACACUACAGCCUACACUAUACUACAGCCUACACUACACUACAGCCUAUACUACACUACACUACAGCCUAUACUACACUACACUACACUACAGCCUACACUACACUAUAGCCGGCACCACCAGGCUCCGUUCAUCACACUGUCUGAGCCACCCAUGUUCUACCAACACCGGCCACCUUCAGCUUCCAAUGAGUAAGGGACCAGGAAAGGAAAGUGGCUCUACUUUUUGA
Rattus norvegicus (Norway rat) is the source of this 1842-nucleotide messenger RNA. The record is from RefSeq and is a predicted model, not a curated record. NCBI's taxonomy places the organism in Eukaryota, Metazoa, Chordata, Mammalia, Rodentia, Muridae.